CCAAGGUUUUCAUUCGUAGUCGGUACUCCGGCGAAUUUGAUAAUAAAAUUUUUGAGUUUUGAUAAGCAAAAAUUUGUAAAUUGAAACUGAACGCCGAAAAAGAACUGUGUGUAGAUAAGUAGAUUAAUGAGACAAAAUUCUAAAUUGUGAUCAUAGUAUUAAUUAGAAAGCAUUCGAUUCGUUAAAAUAAUCAUAAUCACUCAAGACUGAGAAUGUCUCUCUUUGGUCAGCUGGUGCAGAAUUGUUUCAAAAUGAUGGAAUCAAAGAUCGCUGUUGGCUCCAGUAUAAUACUAAAAAGAAACAAACACCAUCAGCUUCCGUACUUUGGAGCGAAGAAUAACUGGCCUCAAUGGAGUAUGAUGAAAGAUCAAAGAAAACGUAUGACUUUGAAAGAAUACGGUCGUUUUAAACUAAGGCUAAAUGCGAUGCGUAAAACCGACCUCUUGCCACCGGAACUGAAAGAGAUCGCCAAUCACGAAAUUGCAACAGUUCCGAGAGAUGCUGCCAUCAGGGAAGUCUAUGGUAGAUGUGCAAUCACUUCGAGAGGGAGAGGUAACGUUGUACGUUGGAAAGUGAGUAGAAUAAUAUUCAAGCAGUUGGCAGAUUAUAACAAACUGGCUGGAAUUAUGAGAGCGAGAUGGUAAUUGUUGUAAUUGCCUUUAGAUAUUUUUGUAAAAUGCAUUGUUGAAUAUAUUUGUUUAUCUCAA
Planococcus citri (citrus mealybug) is the source of this 707-nucleotide messenger RNA. It is a transcript of the gene mRpS14, whose product is annotated as mitochondrial ribosomal protein S14. Gene Ontology annotation, biological process: translation. Gene Ontology annotation, cellular component: mitochondrial small ribosomal subunit; ribosome. The coding region runs from base 213 to 644 and encodes 143 amino acids. NCBI's taxonomy places the organism in Eukaryota, Metazoa, Arthropoda, Insecta, Hemiptera, Pseudococcidae. The record is from RefSeq and is a predicted model, not a curated record. Gene Ontology annotation, molecular function: structural constituent of ribosome. The transcript is spliced from 3 exons.